This is a messenger RNA of Aphis gossypii (cotton aphid), 1125 nucleotides long. It is a transcript of the gene EndoB, whose product is annotated as endophilin-B2. Gene Ontology annotation, molecular function: protein binding. The transcript has 7 exons. Gene Ontology annotation, cellular component: cytoplasm. Lineage: Eukaryota; Metazoa; Arthropoda; Insecta; Hemiptera; Aphididae. Bases 253 to 1125 code for a protein of 290 amino acids. The record is from RefSeq and is a predicted model, not a curated record.
UCGGGAAAACGUAUGAUCAUUAACCAAAACGAGAUAACGAUUAACGACCACCUACACUGCUGUACGAAGGGCACUCACAAAUUCACAGCAAUCCUUAGUCGUCACUCGUUAGAGAUCUCUGCGUUCUGCUGUUAUAGUUAUAUUCAUUUCUAUUAAAACACACUAAUUACGUAUCGAUCUGACAGGUGACAGCUUAGUCAGUCAGUCAGUGAUCCAUAUUGUCUUUUCGCUACUUUUAUUGUCGUCCCCAUUAUGGACAUGGAAAACGUAAAACAGAUAUUCAGAGAUGCUGGCACCGCGAUCAGCAGAGCAGUACAAUUUACAGAAGAAAAAUUGGGUAAAGCAGAGAAAACAGAACAGGAUCCAAAUUUUGAACAACUCGUCACUUUUUGUGAUAACACUAAACAGAACACUGAAACAAUAUUGAAGAAUAUGGAAUUUAUUUUGAAUUCUAAUCCUGGUAUGAGAGUGGAAAAUCUUUUUUUCUUAGACAAGAAAAAAUCUGGACUCAGCAGCUCAGAAUAUUUAGGAAUUGCCAUGACAGAAGCUGGAAAUGAUUUUGGUCCAGAUACUGCUUAUGGUAGUGCACUUAUAAAAGUUGGAAAUAUACAACAAACACUGGGACUCAAUCAAAGAGAAUUUAUCAAAUCAGCCAAUGAUUGUUUUGUGAACCCAAUGAAUAAAUACUUAGAAACUGAUAUGAAAACUGUGGUCAAGGAACGUUCACUAUUGGAAAAAAGAAGACUUGACUUAGAUGCUUGCAAAACUCGAGUGCGCAAGACCAGAAUGCUUGCAACAACUAAAGUUAAGCAAGAUGACUCUGGUCCUACUAUGGAAGAGUUAAUAGAUAAGGCUGAACAUGAUCUCAAAGUAGCUCAAGAGGAGUAUGAUCGUCAGGCAGAAAUAACCAAACUAUUGAUGGAAGGUGUUCCCAGUGCACACCCUCAACAUUUGCAGCACUUGUUAGACUUUGUUGAUACACAAGCAGCUUUUUAUUUAAAAUGUCAUGAGUCUUUAAUGAGUCUUCAAUCAGAUCUUUCUGGGCAAGUUAAAAAUUUUCAAUUUAUUCACAGUGUUUAUUUAACUUUAAUAAUAAACUCAAUCUACUUAGCAAGUUAUAGAUAA